CAAUACCCCAUUUUCACUUGACUGACAGCAGUCGAAAAAGCAGCCAAGCUAGAGAGAGAAAAACGAGCACAGUUGUGAGAUAAAGUCGGAAAGAAAGAGAGAAUCGAGAGAUUUCAGCAAACGGGACUCGAUUAACCCGUGUGAGUGAAAUACUGAAGUGUUUCAAACCAAUCAAUCAUCAUGCCUAAAGGUUCCAAGAAGCGAAAAUCUGCCAAGAAGAAGAUGGAUAUUCAAUCUGAUUCUGCACGCCCAGUUGGUGAAGAGGAUGUGGUGAAGCACAAUGAAGAAAGAGACAACGAUGUUAGUGAGGUUAGCUCACCUGCAUCUCAGGACCACCAUAACCCUUCAACCGAGGUUAAGCUAGAAGAGAUUCAGAAGAAAGCUAACGAAAAACCCGUUCAGAUUGAAAGAGAGUUCAAGAUUGGGCACGAUGAGAUUGAAACAGGAAAAUCCCACAGUGGAGGAAGCUCGACUAGCAGUGGGAGCAGUUCGGAUGAUGAGGGUCAUGGUAACAACAAUGGUCUAGCUGCAGAGGAUGAUUCUUCUUUGGUUUCUGAUUCUGCUGAGCCUUUAUCCGGGAAAAAAACCGAGAAUAUUCAGAGUGUAAAUGUUGAGGAGGUGAAAAUUAUACCAUCUGUUCACUCGGAGAAAGUUCAGCAAUUGGAUGAUCAAGUGAAAGUUGCCUCUGUUGAAGAUAAAAUUGGUGCAUCGUUAAUAGAUCAAUCUAUUGAGAAGAUUUCUACUGAUUUUCCUCUUAAUGUUCUGAUAGAUACAGCUGCUAAAGAAUCAGGAAAUGAGAAAGGUUCUGCAGUGACUCAGGUCCUUUGCUUGCUGCCCCUGUUCCAUCUCCAGUGCAAAAGACAUCAUGGAAAAGUUGUUGUGGACUGUUUGAAGUGUUUUCAGGGUCUGGAAGAUAAAUUCAAAAAGGGGAUGUGAUUUGAUUUCAGUCGAGCUGCUGGAGAAGAAUUGAAUAGAGAAGCUUAUGAACAUAUACUUCAACCCAGGCAAAUUGGCUGAUUUCAUGGAGUUACCGUAUUUAUAUUUAGUUCGUUUUUAAUCGUAUUUGUUUUCUCUUCGAUUUAGCGGUGUGACUGUUAAAGAAUUCCUUGUGGAAUAUUAUGCAAUAGUCCCUUUAGAUUUGGUAAUGCUGCUCGAUAAAAAACCGAGAUUUCUUCUUCAAGUCUAUUAGUUCUAUCUUAUUAUAUACUUAAUCGUUUUCCAUUUUUCUGUUGUGUUUUCACAGUUCUCUGCAAAAGCAAUCAGAUUUUGU
Messenger RNA from Striga asiatica, 1270 nucleotides. NCBI's taxonomy places the organism in Eukaryota, Viridiplantae, Streptophyta, Magnoliopsida, Lamiales, Orobanchaceae. The record is from the annotation of a GenBank genome assembly.